UAAAAGGUUCCAACGAUCAUGCAGCACAGCUGUGAUCAUCAGAACCUCUUUUUUUUUACUUUUUAAAGCAUUUUUAAAACCUGGGGGUGCAGAACGGAUGGCCCGGCCUUGUCUCCCUUUGCCGAGAUCCCCAGCGCUCCAGACCAGGCAGGCCUGGAAGGAGCCAAGGUGAUGGAAGCACCCAAGGCCCCCAAGAACCCCACCAGCGGCCGAGGCCUCUUCAACACCAACAUGGGACCACUGCAGCGCCAGCUGCGCCUGGGCGAAUACAACCUGCUCAAGUGCGCUGCCAUGUUUGAAAGCGACUUCGUCCAGGUCAGCAAGCAAGGUGGCAUUCUCGAUGUGCACAAUCAGGUGCAGCAGGUGCGUGUCGCCAUUGCAGCCACCAGCCCGGGCCUUCCGGUGCCCGACAUUCUCCUGCUGGCCCGGCCGGUCCUCCUCCCUCAACAGCUGCCACCCAACCUGCAGCACAGGUAUCGCCCCCGUGCUCGGAACAGGAAGUUUGAGCUCACCAGGCUCCUUCCGUUGUGCUUCGUCAAAAUCACCAUCCACGACCAGGAGAAGAAGCAGCUGCGAUUCAAGAUGGUGACCGGCCGCACCUUCUACCUCCAGCUUUGUCCCCCAGCAGACAACCAGAAGGACAACUUUGACUUGUGGGUCAAGGUGGUCCAUCUCCUUCGGCCCCCCUCGGACAUUAACCAGGAUAAGUGGCGCCAAGACCCAUGGAAGUCUGGGGAUUUAGCCCCCCAAGCAACCAUCAGUUCUGCCACCCAGGCCUCGGAGGAGAGGGAGAUCUCCAUCGCAGAAGUGCUGAGCACCCUGCAGGAAGAGAUCCUGGACAGCCCUGGCAACACAAUGGACUUCCUGGACACUCCCAGCGUCUCCACAAGCCCCACCCCGACCUUGGUGGCCAUCCAAGAGAGGCUGGAGAGCCCUUUCCCUCUGGAGGCCCACAGCUCCAUGGAGGAGCCCUGGAGGGAAAGGAAGAAGGAGAACUCCAUGGCGCUGUUACCCAUCAGCAGAAACGAGACCAAAGAUGCUCCGAAGGAGACCCCGGAGGUGGCCCACGGGGCAGGAGCUCAAAGAAAAAGCAAACCCCGAAGCAAGUCGAGCCGAUCUCGCCGAAGCCAUUCGUCCAAGAGAGUUGUGAGCCAGGCUUCCAGGAAAAUCUCCUCCCUCAUGGGCUCCUUCUCUGGGACCAGCCAGAAGGUCCCCAAGAGUUCCCGCAGCAGCCGGAAGCCCUCUACCAGCAAAGAAAGAAAACGCUGAGCAGCCCCCUCCCCACAAUCCCCUUGAGAAAAACCAGAGGCCUGAACCAGACAAAAAACCAGGCCUCUUUCCUUUCUUGAAUAAAGGAAAUCAUUAGUAAAGAUGAUGGCUAGAAACACA
This is a messenger RNA of Pantherophis guttatus, 1389 nucleotides long. The record is from RefSeq and is a predicted model, not a curated record. NCBI's taxonomy places the organism in Eukaryota, Metazoa, Chordata, Lepidosauria, Squamata, Colubridae.